Messenger RNA from Aspergillus ochraceoroseus IBT 24754, 5085 nucleotides. Its product is annotated as aminophospholipid-translocating P4-type ATPase DNF3. Gene Ontology annotation, molecular function: magnesium ion binding; ATP hydrolysis activity; ATP binding. Gene Ontology annotation, cellular component: plasma membrane. The coding region runs from base 1 to 5085 and encodes 1694 amino acids. Gene Ontology annotation, biological process: intracellular protein transport; post-Golgi vesicle-mediated transport; endocytic recycling. Lineage: Eukaryota; Fungi; Ascomycota; Eurotiomycetes; Eurotiales; Aspergillaceae. The record is from RefSeq and is a predicted model, not a curated record. The transcript has a single exon.
AUGUCCCAGCCGAACGGGUUGCCUGACCCGAGUCAGAACCCUCACCCACCGUCCAUGCCCGAAGACAAUCCUACCUUUUCAGACGGAGCCUCGUCGCGAGAUUCCUCACCACUACCACAGCCGUCCAGGAGCCAAUCUCUACAUGUAGGCGCCCACGGACGACCAUCUCUCGCCCCGUCGCGAACCCUCUCGGAUUCGGGACGGAGGGCCUCGCACCAGCACCAUGUCCGUUUCUCGACCGACCUGGAGCGUACGUCUACGGAUGAGGGAAGAGAAGAAGAAAAAAGAGAAGAUGGUGGAAGACAGCGCUCGUGGGACCGACGUCCCGCCUCGCGAGGACUCACCCUUGAUACAACAGGUCUUUCAAUUCCUCAAGCUUCCGCUUCGGGCAGAUCCCCUGGCGCCGACCGCGGUCCAACCUCCUCCCUUUCGCCGCGCUCACCACUCUCCCCGACUUCCCCCCCGAGUCCGGACUCGAUCGGGCGUUCCCGAUCCCGAAAUCGCGGUUAUUCGCUGCGUCGUACGAUCUUCACGAAGAACAUUGGGUCCGAAUUGGGUCCUACGUCGCCAGUAGAGUUAGGACAAAUCGCGAAACCGGAACCGGCGAAAGAGUCGCCGGCCCAGGAUUCGGCGCCGGGUGCGCUCAACCCCAGUGAAAAUGAGAAACAGGAUGUGAUUGUGGCGCAAAGAUCGGCCUCAGAGUCGCUUCCCACGGAUGAUGGAUUGACGACGUAUUAUUCGGACCAGACCGAGUGUCUAAAGGAGAGUAAGAAACUCUCUACAACCAUUUCCUACGAGCGGUGGCUGCAACGGAGAGCAGCCGUUGCUACUCUAAGACUGCGCAUUGAGAGCGUGCUGGAGAGCAUGCGCAAGACUAUUCUUCGAAUUCAUGAUAUCCCACCAAGCAAGGAUGGCCGCCAGAUCGAUCUCAACCCAACCCGAACGGAAGACCUGGUCGAUGAGAGAACAGGCAAGGUAUAUGUGGGCAAUUGGAUCCGCUCGAGUCGUUACAGUUUGUGGAGCUUCUUCCCCCGUCAGCUAUUUGCGCAAUUCACCAAGCUAGCAAACUUUUACUUCUUGGUGGUGGCAAUCCUGCAGAUGAUACCGGGCUUGAGUACCACGGGAACCUUUACCACUUUGGUCCCGCUCUUGAUUUUCGUCGGUAUCUCUAUGGGUAAGGAAGGGUUCGAUGACUGGCGUCGCUACCGCUUGGACAAGGAAGAGAACAACCGCUCUGCGUCGGUACUCCGGCCCGGGGCUGGUCUACUAUCACGGGCCGUCACCGGUGACAGUGCAUCGAUCUCGAGCGGGACUCAGGAUUGGGAUUCCAUUAAAUGGAGCGACAUCAAGGUCGGAGACGUCAUUAGACUGGAACGCGAUCAACCAGUGCCCGCAGACAUGGUUUUAUUACAUGCAAACGGCCCUAAUUGUAUGGCAUACAUUGAAACGAUGGCGCUAGAUGGCGAGACGAAUCUCAAAACCAAGCAACCGUGUCAACCCCUGGCAAAAAUCUGUGGAACUAUCGAAGGCAUCGGCAAUAGCUCGAUCCACUUUGCCGUGGAAGAUCCCAACCUUGAUCUAUACAAGUUCGAGGGAAAUGUGAGAGUUGCCGGUGGAGAGAAGGCCCCCCUGACGAACAACGAGGUCAUGUACCGCGGUAGUAUCCUUCGCAAUACCGAACAAGCAGUCGGAAUGGUGAUCUAUACCGGUGAAGAAUGCAAGAUCCGCAUGAAUGCAAACAAAAAUCCUCGCAUCAAAUCCCCUUCCCUGCAAGCCAAGGUAAACCGUGUGGUGAUGCUAAUUGUGCUUUUGGUCGUGAUUUUGGCUGGUGCCUGUACUAUUGCGUACAAGUACUGGUCUGCGGAUGUCGAGAGUCAUGCCUGGUACCUCGCGGAGGCCAACGUGAGCUACGGUCCCAUUUUCACCUCGUUUUUGAUCAUGUUCAAUACCAUGAUCCCAAUCUCACUUUACGUGAGUAUGGAAAUUGUGAAAGUGGUCCAGGUGCUUAUGUUGAACGGCGAUAUCGAUAUGUACGACCCGGAGUCCGACACUCCAAUUGAAGCCCGAACAUCCACUAUCAACGAGGAAUUAGGACAAGUCAGCUAUAUCUUUUCCGACAAAACCGGUACCUUGACGAACAAUUCCAUGCGGUUCCGUAAGAUGAGUGUUGCGGGGACUGCGUGGUUCCACGACUUUGAUCUCCUGGAAGAGGCUGCUCAAGAAGGCGAUCGGGAGAAGCUCAUUCACAAGAAAAGGAGUAUCAAGGGCAAGAAGCCAGUGAACCGUCAGUCCAACAUCUCAGAAACUCGGAGAUCUCUUACAAGACCUUCGAUGACAAUGUCGUUGAUGGAGGGAGCGCGAAAGGAUCCCGCCUCUGGGCGUCAUAACCGAACUACUGAUAUGCUCAAGUACAUCCAGCGCAAGCCGUAUACUGUGUUUGCGCGGAAAGCGAAGAUGUUCAUUUUGGCUAUGGCCCUCUGCCAUACCUGCAUCCCUGAAGAUGAUGGAUUCGGACACACGACAUUCCAGGCUGCAUCCCCAGACGAGCUUGCAUUGGUUACGGCUGCGCAAGAGCUGGGAUACCUUGUCCAUGAUCGUGAACCGAACACCCUGACGAUUCGAACAUACCCGAAUGGGCCUGGGGAAGCACCCUGCGAUGAGACUUACGAAAUUAUGGACAUUAUUGAAUUUUCGAGUGCUAGAAAGCGCAUGUCAGUCGUGGUCCGGAUGCCUGAUCAACGCAUCUGCCUGUUCUGCAAGGGUGCCGAUAGUGUGUUGAUGCGCCUACUUAAGAAGGCCGCCCUCGCACAGGAGAAGGUGGUGGAGAUUGAGAGACGGGCAAGCAAGCGGAAAGCGGCAGAAGCAAAUCAAGUUAUGAGGCGGAAUAGCGAGUAUCACCGCCGCAGGGAUAGUGGUGGAAUCCGAACCAGCUUCAGUCGCGCCAGCAUGUCACACCGACGUUCUAGUGUUUCCGGAAGACACAUGUCAACCAUCAGAAAUAGCAUCGAUACCUGGCUUCGCGAUCGAGAGACGGAUGGUGGGCUCUUGAACAGACGAGAGAGUGAGGCUGACUACUACAGUCCUCGCCCUUCCGCUCAGAUUGGGCGGCAUUCGACAGCUCUCUCGGAUUCGGGUAGCUCCGUUCACGACGACGACGACGACGACGACGACGAGAUGGUGGAGGAGGCCCUGGUGGUCAACGAAGCCGCUAUCUUUGAGCGUUGCUUCCAGCAUCUGAAUGAUUUCGCUACAGAGGGGUUGCGUACCCUUCUAUAUGCCCACCGUUUUCUGGACGAUGCCACCUACAGGGAAUGGAAAACUGCCUACCAAGACGCCUGCACCAGUCUUGUUGAUCGACAAGAACGAAUUGAGGAGGUCGGAGAGCAAAUCGAGGAGCAACUCGAACUCACCGGCGCCACAGCCAUCGAGGAUAAGCUGCAGAAGGGCGUUCCAGAGGCGAUCGACAAGCUAAGACGCGCAAACAUCAAGUUAUGGAUGCUGACUGGUGACAAACGUGAGACCGCGAUCAAUGUUGGCCACUCCUGCCGCCUGGUCAAGGACUACUCAACCCUCGUGAUUCUUGACCAGGAGACGGGCGAUGUGGAGGAGUCAAUUGCGAAACUGACCGCGGAUAUCAUGAAUAAGCUGGUGGCGCAUUCUGUGGUCGUGGUUGACGGACAGACCUUGUCAAUGAUUGAAGCUGAUGAACCUCUAUGCGCGCGGUUCUUCAACCUCGCCAUCCUGGUUGAUUCUGUUGUCUGCUGCCGUGCCAGUCCCAAGCAAAAGGCAUUCCUGGUCAAGUCAAUUCGCCAGCAGGUCAAGGACUCGGUUACUUUGGCAAUUGGUGAUGGUGCCAACGACAUUGCUAUGAUCCAAGAAGCUCAUGUUGGUAUUGGUAUCACCGGAAAGGAAGGUCUCCAGGCUGCGCGAAUUUCGGACUACUCGAUCGCCCAGUUUAGGUUCUUGUUGAAGCUGCUUCUUGUUCACGGACGCUGGAAUUAUAUUCGCGUGUGCAAGUACACGCUGGGAACGUUCUGGAAGGAAAUGCUGUUCUACCUCACUCAGGCUCUUUACCAACGAUGGAAUGGGUACACGGGAACUAGUUUGUACGAGUCCUGGGGCCUGAGCAUGUUCAAUACCCUGUUCACUUCCCUGGCCGUUAUUUUCUUGGGCAUCUUCACCAAGGAUCUUUCCGCCUCUACGCUUUUGGCUGUGCCCGAGCUCUAUACCAAAGGACAGCAACACGGUGGCUUCAACCUCCGGUUAUACCUUGGCUGGGCAUUUAUGGCUACCUGCGAAGCAAUGCUCGUAUUUUUUGUCAUGUACGCUCUCUUCGAAAAUGUGUUGUUCACCAGCACAGGAAGCGAUAUUUUCUCCGCCGGUCUUGUCACGUAUACAGCUUGCGUUGUCAUCAUCAACACCAAACUCCAGGCUUUGGAAGUCCACAAUAAAACCUACUUGUCUGCGGUUGUGUUCGCCAUCUCAGUCGGCGGCUGGUUCUGCUGGAACUUGAUUCUAUCAAAACAGUACAACCUCAAGUCCGGAAAGGGAGUCUACUACGUCCCCUCGAACUUUAUCUCCCACUCUGGCCGCGACCUCGCCUUCUGGGCUGUUCUCUUUGUCACGGUAGUCGCCGCAAUCGUCUUCGAGGUCACGGUUAGCGCCAUCCGAGCCAGUCUGUUCCCCACCGACGUAGACAUCUUCCAGGAAUACGAGCAGGACCUCGAGAUUCGCAAGCGGUUUGAAGAAGCGGCUGCCUCGGAACUCCAACAGGGCUGGGAUCACGGCAAGAAGAAAUCCAGCUUCGAGAUUGCGCGUGAGGAAGCGGAGAUGGAAGCCCGUGAGAGACAAGUGCAGGAACUCCUUUCCCGGCCCCGCGUUAUGGAUACCAAGAUGGAUUCAGAGUACACCGAGUCCGCAAUUGGAGAACCAAGCAGUCAUCAUCGUCAUUAUCUCCAAGUGACUGAGGUGACUGACGACGACGACGAAACGACAAAUAACAACGCCACCCUGCGACGAUCCGUGGAUAUGCAUGAAUUAUUUACGAAGGGAUUUGGAGCGGUCCGAAAGGGACGAUUACGAUGA